CUAACACAAGGACUUCCAACUAAGGCAGAGCAAGACCAGAGCUUUCCAUUUAUUUCAGACUUUCACUAAUUCUCCAAAGAAAAUGCCCUUUAAUUGGGGUGGGGGUGUCCACUCUUAGGGGCGAAAAGAAGGAUCUAUAUAGGCUGUGCAAUCAAACAAAAAGAAAUGUCAAAAGUCUGCGAUCUCACUCACGCCAAUGUAGAGAAAUCCAGAGAGCCGCCUCUUGGCCCAGACCUUUCCCUUCUCCCUGCCUUUUGGGGGGAGCAGGGCCCUGAAAAUGGGAGUGGGGGGACCUUCCCUUCUCAGCCCCUACCUGGCCGUUCCGGAGUGGGGGCGGGCGGUGGUUCAUGUCCACAGGCCCGGAGGGGAUCGUCGCGGUUUGGGGGCAGCCGUACUUGGCUCCUGCCGUUUGUGGGGCGUCACAGGCACAGCCAUGGCGUCACCACGCUCCCGCGGCAGCUUUUGGGCCCCGGCCCUGGAGGCAGCGGACAGCGCUGCCAGACAGGAAGAGGCCGCCCUGGUGCCCGGGCUGGGUUGGCGGCUGUGGGGGCUGCUGCCCCUGCGGGGUCCUCCUGGCCCGGGACAGCGACCUUCGCGGCGGCGGCGGCGGGUGGAGCAGCCUCCAGGCCCUUUCCCCCAGGCCGCCGUGAGGCCGAGGCCGGAGGGAUCCCAGAGCACCUGUACGUCCUGGCAGGCCUUGAACAACCCGACCGGGGGCCUCUGUGUCCCCUCCUCUCAGGCUGCCAUCAGGCUUGUCCAGAUGAUCCCGAGGCUAAGCGGGGCCAAGAUUACUGGCUCAGAGCGAUGCAAUUGAGAAUAGUUGAGCUGCACCUGGAAUCCAGACUCUCUCUCUCUCCAGAGCCUCUUGGCCUCAAGUCUGGUUGCUGGGAGUCACCAGCUUCUCCUCUUCUUGGAGAAUGGAAGCCAUGCCCUCUGCUUGCCUCCCAGCAGAUGACUGGAUGAAGACAUGGCUGUAUCCCCAUCACCCUACUCCCAGGAAGAGAAAUGCUACAAAUUACUUUGUGGUUCACUCCAGGAACUUACUCCAAAGAUUCAUCAGCUGUUUAGUAGAAGUCAUCCGAUGACAGCUUCUACCCCAAACUCAUUCACCUCUUCACCUCCAAAUCCUCACCAUGGUGUGCCCACAAAGCUGGAAAGAUUGUAUCAUGAACCUUGUCCAAUCGCAUGUAUCCUGAAAAUCUCAUCUUAAACCACACUUCGAAAUUAAAAAAUAUUAAUAAGCAUCCCAAUGUUGCUCUCUCCUA
Nycticebus coucang (slow loris) is the source of this 1265-nucleotide messenger RNA. RefSeq names its product collagen alpha-2(I) chain-like. The transcript is spliced from 2 exons. Lineage: Eukaryota; Metazoa; Chordata; Mammalia; Primates; Lorisidae. The record is from RefSeq and is a predicted model, not a curated record. Bases 278 to 814 code for a protein of 178 amino acids.